This is a messenger RNA of Hyposmocoma kahamanoa, 5705 nucleotides long. RefSeq names its product E3 ubiquitin-protein ligase Arkadia-like. Bases 767 to 2587 code for a protein of 606 amino acids. The record is from RefSeq and is a predicted model, not a curated record. The transcript has 14 exons. Lineage: Eukaryota; Metazoa; Arthropoda; Insecta; Lepidoptera; Cosmopterigidae.
GACGGGCGUUUUGCGUUACAAAUUAUCUUGGAAUUUUUCACGUUUUCCAUCUGGUUUCAACGUUCCAGACUAGAUUUUUGUCGUGAAAAACUGUGAUUAAGUGUUUUUGUAGAGUGCAGUGGCUGUGAAACGCGAUGAGCACCCGUGCGUGACGGCGCGAGAUUGCCUUCUGAUUCACAUUAAUUAUGUGAGCGGUGACGAACCAUUUUAAGUGUGCGAUAACACGCCCCGCUCCUUCGCAGUAGUUCGGCGGACAUUUUAUUCUUAGCUCGUGAGAAAUUUAUCGCGUCUCGUGUAUCGCUAAUAUAAAAUCAAUACUGCGUCCUUAAUCCUCUACCUUCCACAUUGCAUUAUUCUAUAUGCUAUAAGUACUUGACUACAUACAAUUAGAACAACACCCAAAUUAAAUCGCACUUUUGCAUUGAAAAAAUCUAGCUGCUUAUAUAUAUCUUGGCGAGUAAAAAAUUUACUCGAUUUGGCGGUCGUUUUUGAAUAAAAUUAAAAAAUAGAGGUCGCCCCGAUCGUUCCGUGACGUUGUCGCGCUUGCGUGCAUAGCGAACGAACUUCGCAUCACUACAGUCGUGAGUUGUGUGAACAAGUGACAGGGUUUCUUUAGCGGACCUCGCGUAGAAAAACAGUAUUCGCUUUCCCAGCAGCGUCUGUAUGCAGUGAUAGUGUUUAGUGUAGUGCUGUGAUCUGGUGUGGCCCUUGCCCGGGUCGAGAGUGCGUUUGUGGCGAUCGAUACGGAGCCCUAUGGCGUUAUAGGAUGAGCCAGGGAGGGUCUCGGAGGCCCUUCUCGCGCGGGGGCCCGCGCUGGCACCCGCGAUACAAGGAGUAUUGGGACUAUGAGCAGAAUUACAGUGACGGCAGCAGUGCUGGCAGCCCGAAGGAAGCGUGCGUGGCGGCGUCUCCGCCCCCCGCGGCACCGGCGCACGCGCCGCACCCGCCCCACCACCCGCCACACGCCCCGCACGGUGUGCACCCGCACCCGCACCCGCACGCCGUGCACGGGCACCCGCCGCCCGCCAAAAGAGACCACCACCACCAUCUUCGGCAUCACCACCAUGACACCCGGCGUCCUUCGCUCGAGCUGCGCGUGAGUCCCGGCGCGGGCGCGGGGCCGUCGGCCGAGCCGCCGCACUACAACCACCCGCCGCCGCACCACCAUCUUGACACGAAUCCGCUGGAGGGCGCGGCGGAGUCGAUGGGCAGCGGCGCCGCCGGCUCCUCGGACGGAGAGCUCAGCUCGAAGGCGGGCGACAGCCCCUCACGAAAGCGGCGGAGGAUCUCGAGGCAUUUGAGCUCAGGCGAAAGCGGCGUGUCGGUGGCGGCGCCGGCGGCCGAGCGGCGCACGCCGCGGCACCACUACCAGCCGCCCCGGCGGAUGCGGUACGUGGGGUCCGGCGGCGGCGUGUGGCACGACCCCCCCGCGAUGGCGCACCCGCACCCCGCGCACGCGCCGCACCCCGCGCACGUUCAGCACCCGCACCACACGCCCGUGCUGCUGGGCAUCAACCAGAUGUCGCUGCGCGACGCGCGUCUGUCGGCGCUGGGCGGCGGCGUGGGCUGGGCGCACGCGCACGCGCACGCGCGCGACCACGCGCAGCGCACGCAGAUGGGCUCCGUGUACGCGCACGCCGGCCUCGGCUACGGCGGCUUCUCUGCGCACGCGCACCCCGCGCAUCCCCCGCGCGCGCCCUUCGCCUCGCCCCCGCACCCGCACUAUCUGACGAACUCGCAGAGGGCGGAGGGCGGGCGCUACGAGGUGGUGGGCGAGGGCGGGCUGUCGCCGCUGCACCCGCACGCGCACGCGGAGCUGCACCACGCGCACGCGCACGCGCACGCGCACGCGCCGCUGCUGAUCAACACGGAGGCGCGCGGCGCGGCGCUGGAGCUGCUGGCGCCGCACCGGCACGCGCACGCGCACGCGCUGCACCACCGGCGAGGCGGCGUGGGCGCCGUGGGCGGCGUGGGCAACGUGGGCGGCGUGGGAGUGGGCAGCGUGGGCGGCGUGUCGCGCCAUUACGUGCGCCCGGCGCCGAGGUGGCCGCACCACCCCAUACACCACAUACACACGCAGGGCGGCGGAGGUCUAGUGGGCGCAGUGGGCGCCGUGGGCGCGGUGGGCGCGGCGCUGCCCGCGCACGUGCAGCAGCUGCACGUGGCGCAGCCCCAGCUGCUGCCGCCGCCGCCCACGUACCAGGUGUUCCUGAACCUGCUGGCCAUGUUCCCGCUGUCGCCGUACGCCGAGGCGCGCGGCGGCUCGGAGCGCGGCGACUCGCCCGAGACCGAGAACUACGAGGCGCUGCUGUCGCUGGCCGAGCGGCUGGGCGAGGCCAAGCCGCGGGGGCUGGCGCGGGCCGAGAUCGAGCAGCUGCCCAGCUACAAGCUGUGCGCGGCGCCGCGGCCCGACCAGCAGACGUCGUGCGUCGUGUGCAUGUGCGAGUUCGAGGCGCGCCAGACGCUGCGCGUGCUGCCCUGCGCGCACGAGUUCCACGCCAAGUGCGUGGACAAGUGGCUGCGGUCGAACCGCACGUGCCCCAUCUGCCGCGGCAACGCGUCCGACUACUUCGCGUCCGCCGAGUGAGCGCGGGCGCCGCCUGCGCCGCCUGCGCUUGGGCCGUUUGUUUGUAAAGUUGUACUUUAAGGUUUAUGUCCCUCAGCUGUGGCGACGCUUGGCGCGGAGGCCCCGACGAGUCCCAGCGCCUCGCAGAUUCAAUUCGUUGAUAUUUUAACGCUUCUCCUUCCACGACUAGAGUAGUGUCACUGGAGCGAGACCGAGGAGACGAGGGAUGCGUGACCGGGAAAACCGCCUCGUCGGGGCGCCGCGGCGGCGGGGGCCCCGAGUGUUGCCAUGUUCUAGUUACGUGAUAGUGCUUGUUAUUUUUAAUACGAUCUGUGUUACCAUGUAAUGUAUUGUAAUAUAACAUUUAGUGUUAGCGAGUGAACGUCUGUUGGUUUGUUUGUACACGCUUGUCGAGCGCGUCACCCGCCUUUUUGCCGCUUCGUAGUCGGUUAACGUAAAGCCAAAUACGAGCGUCGCGAAAAACGCUGUCCGUUGUUGUAUAUUGACAAUUUUUUAUUAAAAUUUCUCGCACACGUGUUCGGUGAACCUCCUCGCGGUCGUUGACCACUUGUUAUUGAACCACACCGCCGCCAACGGUCGACAAUGAACGUGUAACGUAGCGGCGCCCGAUUGGGUUGUUCCCAAAGCGGAAUUCAGAUAUGGCUAUUGUGGAUUCCCCUCCUCGCAAUUAUAAAUAAAGUUCAUGUAAAAGUUGUUGGUAUACACACAAGUAGAUAAUGUUACAAAAUUGUUGUAAACGCGUGUAGUUCGUUCACUUGACUGUGUUUGCGUGUUGAAAAACCCUCUGGUCUGGUUUCGCUCGUGGUUUCGCCGGCCAACGACGUGUUGGUCACACGACCGGCGAGCUCUCGAGCGUCCGCGUGCCGUCCACACUCGCGACUGCCGCCUCCUGAACUAUAAGAGGCAUGUUGCAGAACUUCGCUUACGGGGUUCAAUUCCCAGUAAGACAAAUUUGAGAAACUAACUUUCCUAUAGUACUUCUGGUACGAGUGUAUAAAGUGCCACUCUACUCAUUUGAAACCGGUUGGUUGGUGUACUUAUCUCGCGAAUUAUUAUUACAAAUUCCUUUAUAACAUUCUAUAAACGGCUUUAUUAAUGGUCUCCCUUUUGGACCACAACACCUGAGCCAAUAACCCUUUGUCUCUCUUCAACCAUUAAUUACCUUAGUGCUAUGUAUCAAACCAAUUAAUUCAAUUUAGUUUUGUGUGGUAUGUCGCUUCCGGCACAAAUGAAGAAAGUGGUUCUUGAACCAGAGUCCUUGACCCCGGCUGCCACUGUCGGGGAACAUCGCCUCUCUCAUACAUUCAGUAAUUCGUGUAGCAGUCGGUGCGCGUGGACUGAACGACGCCAACGCUAGGCGUAUGGGAGUUAGGCAGCUGAAUUGCGCACGCACAUCUAUGUGUGGUUGUGACAAGUGGCAACGCGGCAAAAUACGAAGUGCUCAUUUGGGGCUUCUUAUCGUAUAUUGACGAUAUACACUUUAAUGGGCGCGAAAUUCAGCAGCGUAAUUUCCGCUAGGCCUAGCUUAACGCUUUUCUUAUCGACACUAGUGAAAGUGAGUGGAAUUGUGAGUGGAUCGUGAGUAGCGUAGAGAACUGCAAUAAAUAGUGUGUAAAGAAUGGUCCUUUGAGCGUGUGCCGCCGGUGGGGAACGAAGUGGGGGCUGCCGACUGGCCAGCCCCACUUCGACCUCCUUGCACUCGCUCCCUUUAUAGACUUGUAUGGAGUUUUAUGACUUGUCUUGUAUGUACGAUCAACGCGCGGAAUAUUUUUCUAUAUUAGCAAUCUUCCAUUGUAGAGAUAAAAAUUUAAAAAAAAGUUUUUUUAUUUGUUACUAACUUACAUCGAAUGCCCGGUGAGCGCGACAACUUAUUUAGUCGUACUUUCCAACGUUUUUCUAAAAUUGCAAUUUUAAUCUUUCACGGGAGCUUACAAUAUCAACAAAUGAACGUCCUGCUAAAUCGCGGCUUUACGCGGCCAGAAUCUUCGUACAAGUUCUGGUGAUAAGUUGUCGCAGUCACGCGGUGUUCGAGAGAAGCACGCAGGUCCUUAUGCCGCUGCGAGGGGAACGAAGGCACUGACGUCAUUGAGCGCCGCGGAUUAAUCAAGUAAUUUAAAAAGUUGGGACAGACUGCGUAAAUGAAAUUGAAAUCCUUCAGUUUAUUGACUGAAUGUAACUAACUAACAUUUGUUCUAAAGCCUUUGUCAAUGUACAGAACUCACUCUCUGUGAUGUCGGUUGCGUUCCCAUUAUUGCUACAGUGUUAACUUAGUUGGUUAAUAAAACGCCACAGGUGCGAGCGAGACGGCUCUAUCAGAAUGAGGAACGCCAUUAUAAAUACGAAAAAUUACUACCUAGGGCGAGUGCAAGCUUUACAGUGUAAUACUUCCGUCCCUUUCUUCCGCACAGUUGCGUUUGUGUGCUUCCGCCUCGCUCGCACCCGCGGCCUCUUACGUUAAUUGUCGCAUUUGAGUUCGGAUAUUUGUGUUGUUGCCUCUUUUAUUCGCAUUGUAGGUGUUGUGUGUAAUUUAACACGUCGUCGCGUGUACGAAUGGUCGAGUUGAAUCAUUAUCUUGUAUGAUGGGGUGGUCCUACGCAAUCAGUCAGCAGCCCAGGGCAAGCUGGCUGUUCUUCCGUUUGCUCUUUUUUAACUUGUUUCUAAUAUUUAGUUUACGAAGUGAAGUAAAAACUUAUCAUCUGCAAUAUUACGUUAUUUAACUUUGUAACUUUGCCCAUCCUCGUCAUUCGAAACUACUUAAUAGAUCCGCCUAGCAGAAGAAAACAGCAGCUAUUCGUCGCAGUCGGUUAACACCGAGAAUGAGGUCAUCAACGAUAGUGAGUCAAUUCGUUGAAUCGUGAACAAGCAUUUUGUAUAGAAAAGACAUAUUUUUAAAUGCUCAUGAAUUUUUUGUUUCUUUUCGCAUUUUCUUUGUGUUUUGUUUAAUAUAGUUAAGUAACGAACAUAUCUUAAGAGUUGCAAUAAAAGCUGUUGUAGUUACUUUGUAUUAACUUUGUUUGUUGGUAUCUAUACUUUCUUUCGCUGUUGCUCAACUUUGUAUGUCGACUUUGUAAAGAAGGCGCUAAAAAUUGUCACGAAUGCAGAUUUAUUCAAUAAAAAA